UGAAUGACCUGCACAAGGCCUCGAAACUCUCAUGACCGGGGAUGAGUGCAUGGGAAUAGAAUUAUGGGAGAGAUUAAAAUAAGGGCGGCCACUGCAACCGCUGUUAUUAUUAUUGCUUACCACUGCUGGGUAGUGGGAUUCUCGAUUAGGCCCAGCUCAUCGUGGUGAUGAAGCUCGGAGUAAUCAAGUUGCCGUGGAGAGCAUGCCUGUUGGAAGCGAAGGCAGGCGGCCUUUGCUUGCUUGCUCGCCUUUAUCUUUGUUCCCUGCCGCUUUAAAGGCCAUCAUCCCUUUCUCUCCUCUGUUGAACCAGCCUGGGGCGCGGACAAUGGCGGAACGGAACGAGGGAAGGAAAGAGAUGCUUCUCGGGGAAGCAGGCGUUCGGUCCGGAUGAGAUCCGGAGUCGGGGCGGUGGCUUCUUGCUGCAAACUGGGAGCCAAGUGAUUUAAGUGCGCAGGGGGAUGCUUGAGUUGGUUCGAUGAGGUCUCGGAGUAAGGAUCUGGUUCUGCACAAGGAAGCAGCGAUGGCGGCGGGCGAGAAGCUCGGUUCCAAGGGCCAAGCUUGGUUUUGCACCACUGGAUUGCCGAGUGAUAUCAUAGUCGAAGUAGAUGGGAUGAGCUUCCAUCUCCACAAGUUUCCUUUGAUGGCCAAGAGUGGGAGGCUUCAGCGGCUGAUAACGGAGGCGGAAGAACACCCUAACAAAGCCGCAAGAAGAGGGCAGAGUAAGGGGGAUGACGAAGAGGAGCCACAGAAGGAGGGAGGAGGAGGAGGAGAGAUCAAAGAAGAAGAAGAAGAGGAAGAGGGUUACCAACACAUCUCGCUUGCCGACUUCCCAGGUAAUUGCGAGGCGUUCGAGACGGCCGCUAAGUUCUGCUAUGGCGUCAAGAUCGACCUCAGCGCUUGGAACGUGGCGCCCCUGCGCUGCGUGGCGGAGUACCUCGAGAUGACCGAGGAAGUCUGCGAGGAGAACCUGGUCGCCCGCACCGAGCGGUUCCUCGCCCAAUCCGUCCUCCCCAGCAUCAAGCAGUCCAUCAAGACCCUCAAAUCCUGCGAGGACGUGCUGCCCGUCGCCGAUGACCUCGGGAUCGCCCAGCGGUGUGUCGACGCCAUCGCCGCCGGUGCGUCCGUCUCCGACCCGGCCUCCCUCUUCGGCUGGCCGAUUAACGAGGGGCGCCGCGGCCGCGGCGGCGGCGGCAGCAGCAGCGAGCAGAUUCUCUGGAACGGGAUCGAGACCGGACUGCUCCGCAGGAGGAGCGGCGUCCGAUCCUCUUCCUUCGCCGCUGCCGCUAGCGCCGGUUCUUGGCUCGAGGACCUCGCGAUCUUAAGCCUCCCGAUGUACAGGCGCGUGAUCGCCGCCCUGAAGUCCCGCGACUUGAGCUCCGUCGCCAUCGAGGGAUCCCUCAUCUCCUACGCCCAACAGUCCAUCCCGGGUCUCUUCCGUUCCCGGCGGAAGCACUCCUCCGCUCCCGUAGCGUCGGAGCCGGAGCAGCGGGAGCUCCUGGAGACGGUGAUCGCGAACCUCCCGCCGGAAAAAAGCUCGGCAGCGCCGGCCGCAUCCGCCGCCGCCACCACCAAGUUCCUUUUCGGUCUCCUGCGGACUGCCCACAUCCUCCACGCCUCCGAGGCCGCGCGCGCCGCCCUCGAGCGCAAGAUCGCGUCGCAGCUGGAGCGAGCGACGCUGGACGACCUCCUGAUCCCGAGCUACUCCUACCUCUCCGAGACGCUCUAUGACGUGGACUGCGUGGAGCGGAUCCUCGCCCAUUACCUCGACGACCUGGAGGCGGAGCGAGCAGCGCUGGCCCCGGCGGAGGCGGAGGGGGAGGCGGAGGGUGGUGUGGACGUGGAGAGGAGGCGCGCCGCUUCGCUGAAGCUGGUGGGGAAGUUAGUGGACGGGUACCUGGCGGAGAUCGCGUCGGACGCGAAUCUUAAGGUGGACAAGUUCUACGGCUUGGCGGUGGCGCUCCCGGACGACGCCCGUGUCUACCACGACGGCCUCUAUAGAGCCGUCGACAUCUAUCUCAAGGCGCACCCGCGGAUGCGGGAGGAGGAGAAGGAGAGAGUUUGCGGGGUGUUGGACUGCGGGAAGCUGACGCUCGAGGCAUGCACCCACGCGGCGCAGAACGAGCGGCUGCCUCUGCGGGCGGUGGUGCAGGUGCUCUUCUUCGAGCAGCUGCAGCUGCGGCGGGUGAUAGCGGGGACACUGCUCGUGGCGGAGGGGGAGGCGGCAGUCCCGGCAGCGGCGGGCGGUGAGGGGGGCGGCGCGUGGCGGUCGGCCAUGCGGGAGAACCAGGUGCUGCGGCUGGACAUGGACAGCAUGCGGAACCGGGUGCAGGAGCUGGAGCGCGAGUGCUCCAGCAUGAAGAAGGCGUUGUCGAAGCUGGACGAGGGCGGCGAAGGCAGUGGGGCGGCGGAGGGGGACGAGGACGGCGGGAGGCGGCGGCGGAGGAGGUUCGGGUGCCGGUUCAGCACGCAGGUGUGCGACUCGCACGAGCGCAAUGUGGUCGAGUCGAGGCGUCCCGGGCGCGAACUGAGCCGGUAGUAUCCGAUCAACCCACCAAACUGUGUCCGGUACACCUUCGCUCGUGUAUAAGAAACCACCAACACAUCUUCUAAUGUCGUCUGUGCAAUUUAGGAGGGGGGCAAGUCGCAUUCCAUGGUUUACGAAGCUUAAUAAUCUUGGCAGUAA
This is a messenger RNA of Musa acuminata subsp. malaccensis (wild Malaysian banana), 2683 nucleotides long. Its product is annotated as BTB/POZ domain-containing protein At5g66560. NCBI's taxonomy places the organism in Eukaryota, Viridiplantae, Streptophyta, Magnoliopsida, Zingiberales, Musaceae. The record is from RefSeq and is a predicted model, not a curated record. Gene Ontology annotation, molecular function: protein binding.